ACGUGAAUUGUGCAGCCAUUUUUCCCAUUGUAAGUUAACAACAGUCUACGUUCUUGUGUAUUCACCCGAUUCCUCCAUGAUUCACCAUUAACAUCACGAGUUCUGGUUCUGCCCGCCCGUGUCGUUCAUGUACAUGAUCAAUCCGUCAAUACACACAAUUAACCAGACCUGUGAUCCUGCAACAAAAUGGCCGUCAAAACCAUUUUCGUUUAUUCUGUCGCUGUGGUGGUUUUUACUCAAUGCGUGUUCAUUGUAUACGGGCAGCAGGAAGCUGGACCGGCACCCUGUACUUUGCCUGCUUUUUAUUUUGACGAUUAUCAAUGCAAAGAUGGGAAUAAAUGCUACAAUCAUUAUCAAAUGUGCGACGGUUAUAAUGAUUGCAAUGACCAAACCGAUGAAUUGAACUGUGAUAGUUGUGGCGGUUACGACUUGUUCUACUGCCCGUCAUCUCGUCAAUGCGUGUCAAAUAAUGAGGUUUGCGAUGGCAAUCUGGAUUGCCCCUAUGGUGACGACGAAGACCUGCCUGAAUGUUUCCCCACUAUUUGGAACUAUUGGAGAGGAGGUCAGAUAGCAGGAAUGGUCAUCGGUUACGUCAUCUUUCUUGUCAUUGUCAUCGUCAUCGUCGUGGCAGUGAACAAGAAUUGUAAGAAAUAAUCAUAGACACUUUUGCCUUAGCGACUUCUGUUUUAUAGUACUUUUUAUAAAAUGCAGUUUUUAAAACAAUAUAGCGCUUUAUCACGACUCUGAGGUCACCUCGUUGUCAUCUAUGCCAGGUGUACCAAACUAUGCUUGAAAUUAACAUGACCUAUUUAUACAGAACCAUGUAUAUAAAAUUUAUAUUUUUCUGUAAAGUAGAUGUCUUUUGUACAGUUCAACCGUAUAGUAAAAUAUCUUUUUCUACAUCAGAUUCGAAUAAGCGACCCCUUUACACAGCACCAAAUAUAGCGGUUUUAUCUAUAUUAAUUUGUAUUUUUGUAUUAUGUUAAUUAUAUAUGGGGGUGAAGUGUCAACCAGAAAAAGCUGUACUGUUAGAUAAAGAACCAUUUUCCAUUCUGAACCUGUUCUUUUUCCACAUCAGACCCC
Asterias rubens (European starfish) is the source of this 1083-nucleotide messenger RNA. RefSeq names its product atrial natriuretic peptide-converting enzyme-like. Gene Ontology annotation, cellular component: plasma membrane. The record is from RefSeq and is a predicted model, not a curated record. Lineage: Eukaryota; Metazoa; Echinodermata; Asteroidea; Forcipulatida; Asteriidae. The coding region runs from base 187 to 654 and encodes 155 amino acids. The transcript has 4 exons. Gene Ontology annotation, molecular function: protein binding.